AUCUCGUGCAGGCGAUGUCCUCCAGCACAAGAGAUGGUCGAAACGUGGUUCCGUCCUGAAGACGUGGCUGCUAUGAUGGUAUGUAUUGCGGCACGUACUUCAGCAGGUAGAAUUCGUGGUGGUAUUUUAUUAGUGGGGAUAAUAGGGUUUGACGCGGGUGUUGAUGAGAUUAAUGUAGAAUCGCUUCGUGAUCGAUUCCAUCUUCUGUCGGGAAGAUCUUCGAGAAAGGCGAAGAUCGGUGUUGGUGGAGACUGUCUUGGCGUUGUAGGUGAAGAGCAUGAAACGAUCUCCAUGGCAAGUCGUGGACGUGUGCUUUUGAUCAAUCCUUGGCCUGUGCAUGACAUUUGUCUUGAUGACAUUCGACGCCGGAGAUGGCCCGCCAAGCUUUCACCGCAAGCAAUCGUUGACCUAUGUGGAUCAGAAAACCAACUAGCGGCUAACUCUGCCAGACGUGAAGCUUUUGCAUGGCCUACUCUUAGCUGGAAAUCCGGGGAGUCGGGAAAGUCGAACUCCUACUAA
Messenger RNA from Strongylus vulgaris, 519 nucleotides. NCBI's taxonomy places the organism in Eukaryota, Metazoa, Nematoda, Chromadorea, Rhabditida, Strongylidae. The record is from the annotation of a GenBank genome assembly.